Clupea harengus (Atlantic herring) is the source of this 4559-nucleotide messenger RNA. It is a transcript of the gene slc27a6, whose product is annotated as solute carrier family 27 member 6. Gene Ontology annotation, cellular component: plasma membrane; endoplasmic reticulum membrane. NCBI's taxonomy places the organism in Eukaryota, Metazoa, Chordata, Actinopteri, Clupeiformes, Clupeidae. Gene Ontology annotation, molecular function: long-chain fatty acid transmembrane transporter activity; long-chain fatty acid-CoA ligase activity. The record is from RefSeq and is a predicted model, not a curated record. Gene Ontology annotation, biological process: long-chain fatty acid import into cell; long-chain fatty acid metabolic process.
UGGCAAUCCUCCCGACCUGUAUUCUCCACGCCACAUUUAACGGAGCGAGGUUUAACAGCAGAAACUGUUUAAAUCGCUUUAAGUUUGAUGUUACGGUUAGUCUUCGGCGCAGUCGGCAUAACAUUGCUGUGCAAAAUUCUAAAGGGUUGUUUGAGUCAAACAUCAGUGAUGCUCUCUUCAGUAACAUGGGUGACAGCACUGUUGGCGGGUAUCUUUUCGGGGCACAUUGCACAGAGACUGCAUUUUCCUUACUUUUGGAAAGACCUCUUCUUCUUGCUGAAAGUAAUCAGAUAUGGCAUUCAGUUGGAAAUAUACAAAUGGACUAAAAGAGUGGUGACAGUCAUUGACAGAUUUGUUCAACAGGCUAUAGAAAUUCCUAACAAGCCCUUCCUUAUUUAUGAGGGAGUUACUUACACCUAUCAAGACAUUGAUAAACGAAGCAACAAGGUGGCACAGGUGUUUGCAGAACGGGGAACCGUGAAGAAAGGAGAUACUGUUGCUCUGCUGAUGAGCAACGAGCCGGAUUUCAUAUCUGUCUGGUUCGGAUUGAGCAAACUGGGGUGUUCUGUGGCUUUUCUUAACAUAAACAUUAAAUCAAGAUCCGUUUUGCAUUGUUUCAACUGCUGUGGAGCCAAAGUUCUGGUUGUCGGUGCAGACUUGUUGGACACCCUGGAGGACAUUCUUCCCAGCCUCCAAGAAGACAACAUCUUAGUCUGGGCCAUGAAGAAGGAGACAUCUUAUCCAGGGGUGAACACUCUCAUCGACAAGAUGGAGGAAGCCUCGGACAAACCCGUCCCAGCUGAGCUUCGGGCUAUCACUUCCCUCAAAUCACCGAAUCUUUACAUCUUCACCUCAGGAACCACUGGGCUCCCCAAAGCGGCCGUGAUCACACACCUGCAGUCACUGAAAGCAGCGGCGGGUUUCUGGGCGUACGGCGGCUCCGCAGACGAUGUGAUCUACACGACCCUGCCCCUGUACCACAGCGCUGCUUCCCUGGUCGGCAUCGGAGGGACGAUUGAAAUGGGUGCCACGUGUGUAUUGAAGAAGAAGUUCUCUGCCUCACAGUUCUGGAGCGACUGCAGGAAGUACAACGUAACCAUCUUCCAGUACAUCGGAGAGCUCUGCAGAUAUCUCUGUAACCAGCCCAAGGGAGAGAAUGACAAGCAGCACAAAGUGCACAUGGGUGUUGGGAACGGCCUGCGGCAGGAUGUGUGGCGUGAGUUCCACCAGCGCUUCGGCAAGGUCCGCAUGUGUGAGCUCUAUGGCUCCACCGAGGGCAACCUCUGCUUCAUGAACCACAUUGGCAAGAUUGGCGUCGUCGGACGCUCCAACUUCAUCUACAAGCUCCUGUUCAAGUAUGUCCUGGUGAAGUACGACAUGGUGAGAGACGAAAUUGUGAGGAACCAGCGGGGGUUCUGUGAAUCAGUCAAGAAAGGUGAAACGGGACUGCUGCUGUCCAAGAUAAACUCCCAAAGUCCGUUCUUUGGCUACGCUGGCAGUAAACAGCUGACGGAGAACAAGAUCCUGAGAGAUGUGUUUACCAAAGGGGACUCUUACUUUAACACGGGGGACCUCAUGGCCGAAAACGAUGAGGACUUCAUCUCCUUCAAGGACCGAGUUGGAGACACCUUCAGGUGGAAGGGUGAAAAUGUGGCCACUACAGAAGUGACUGAGAUCCUCGGCCUCGUAGACUUUAUUCAGGAGGUCAAUGUGUAUGGGGUGGAGGUUCAAGGAAAUGAGGGAAGAGCAGGGAUGGCCGCCAUCAUUGUAAGACCUGACUUCACGUUCGAUGGAAAGAAGCUGUUCGACCUUGCAGUCAUGGACUUGCCUUCUUAUGCACGCCCUCUCUUCAUAAGACUACAGGAGUCUAUGGAAAUGACUAGCACUUUGAAGCAGCAGAAAUAUCAACUGGUGGCAGGUGGAUUCAACCCUUCCACUAUAACAGACCCUAUCUACUUCUUGGAUUACUCCCAGAAAUGCUACGUCCCACUGACCACCUCAGUCUACGAAUCCAUUGUAGAGGGCCAGUGUAAGCUAUAGCUGCACCGGCUCACACUACAAACAAACAAUCAAUAAAACUGAUCAUAAACAGCUGCAAUCCUUGACGAUAAGAUGGCCAGUGGCUGUGUCACAAAAGAGAAACCUUGUAUGGGUUGUCGGGUCAUUUUGUCACGUUGUAUAUUGCAUGGAGGUCGAAAGCAGCCUUUUGAUUCGAAUCCACUUGUGAAUAAUGAAUGGAACCAUUGCUUUGUGUUUGCGCCUCACCCUGGACCCAAAUCACUCAAUUAUGAAUUAGCGACGCUAAUAGGGUCACAGUGACUCGCUGACCUCCGCCAAAACGGCAAGAGAUAAGACGAGCGAGUCGUGAAGCCGUGACCAACGGUCAUUGGGGUUCCAGCGACCUCGCCAACAUUACGUGACUGUCAGGUGUCUGGUUCCUCCCUCUCGUUGGUUCCUUUUUUCCAACGUGGUAAGACGACCACACGGCUGAUGUCCCCUGGCCGAUCCCUCAGAGUCUAUGUCACUGCUGCCUUCUCACAUCCGCUCCUCUCGACACUGGCUGUUGUAGGGGCGGUUUUAAAAUCUGACCAUAAUAAGAAAAGUAAUUAAAAAACAACAAAUACCAUACAAGGACACUUGUAAUUGUGCUAUGUAACAAUGUAACUGUGGGGUCAAACUUGAUACGUUUGUGAUUCUGCUGUAUUACGUGUUGAGAGAUAAUAUUCCAAUAUGCUUGAACGUCCAUGCCAAGCAAAACAGUUAACAUGCUUUGCGUAGAACUUUGCAGAAGACUGCAGUCAUUAAUCAAGCCAUUAACCAAGUAGAAACACCAUGCUGUUAUAGUCUAUAGAAGAGUUACAAAACUACAAGCAGUGCACAAUGCUGGAACUCUAUCCUGACAGUCUUGACAUCACAAUCCACUAUAAUGUUACUGUAGGGAAGCCCUCUGAAGGCUUGUUUGGAUGCACAAGGCAGUGCACAAACGGUACGGUUAACAUGCCAUACAACCUCAGAUCAGAUAAAGCAAGGUAUUUAUGUUCAUGACCUGGAGAUUGUCCGGUCCUCUUCUGUUCUGAGAAGAUAUGUUGCAAUACGACUGGGGAUAGUGCCUUUAGAUGUCAUGUUUUCAUUUUCCUGUCCCCUAUCUUUCAUAGCUAUUUAUAUGACAGGAAAAACUUGUCCUUGCACAAUGACUGUAAAACUCUCUUGAGAAAGAAUCUUAUCAACAAUAUGACUUCCUUACCACACCAGUGUCAAGUGAAUUUACAGGUCGUGGUCUCUUUAAAAAAACGAUUCAAGAAUCAAGGUUACUGCACAGCACCUGUGUCUUCCCAGAAUGAUAAUAUCCUCUGGUCAUUUCUGUGUAUGUCCAUGUAAUCCCGUCCUACAAUACGCAUAACAACUAACAAAGAAAUCUCAAAAUGCACAUUUCUCUCCCUGUUUGCUCACUUUUGUUUACCUUUCCUUCUUUAAAAGAAAUGUUGUUUCAGUAUAUCUACUUUUACUGUUGUUUUCUGUGUCUCACUGGACCCUCUUACAGUGUGUUUAGACUCAGGAAGGAGACGAGAGAGAGAGAGAGAGAGAGAGAGAGAGAGAGAGAGAGAGAGAGAGAGAGAGAGAGAGAUAUUUUAAAGAAUGCACAGUUUCAGUUUUUGGAUUCAAGUUGUUUACAGCUUACAGAGAUGCUGUCUAGUUGUUUAUAAGGGUGUCUAUAACUUGUGCUGAAAUGUGUGUGAUCAUUGCUUUUAUGAUGUGUUCUUAAUCAUGGCUGAUUUUGUUAAUUUAAUGCGGGAACAUUUUGUAUAUCUUUAAUUGGUGAAAUAUUUUGGCAUUUUGCUGGGCAUUUUGGAAUUAUCUAUGAUGUUAAAUAGAUGUUUUAUUUUCUAGCUUGAAAUGGGAGUGAUUGUGCUUAGUUUAUAGUCUUAAAGACGGCUAAUUGUCACGUUGUCUUUUAGGUUUGAAUGUAUUUCAAACACCAGUGUUCAGCAUUGGUCACCAAUCACAUAUUCUUAGUUACAUAUACAUGUUUUUGUCAACUAUCAGAAUCUUUGUAACAUAUGUAAAAUAUGUUUUAAUACAUGCCAUUAAACAUUAUUUGGAACAAUUUUGUUAGCAUGUUAUGUCAUUUAUCAUCGUUUCUGUCAUUUUAUAAUGUGGUUGGGGCAUGGAGCAACAGCAUUCCAUAUAAUUUAUCUAUGCAAGCAAUACAUUUCUAUUUUUCAUUGUUACCGGUUUCUUGUGAAAAUUGUUAUUAUAUUCUUUUUUUGGUGGUAAGAAACCGCCCCGUGAAACCUUGGAAUGUCUUAAAGGGAUUAUUUUUUGUCUUACUCACGACUCAUUUCAAAUGAUGUAAAGUGGAUUGUGUGAUGGACUGGAUGCCACAAGCGCAGGCCAUUGUCAUGCUUUGCGGCGUCUCCUGUGUUGUUGUUAUAUUUCACAUGUCCAUUUUUCCAGCCAUGACAAAAAAAAAACUACUGUGAAGACAGAAUGGUCACACCAAUCAUAACAUGCUCUGUUGUGCUCUGAGUGAUUUAAAAGGAAUAAAGAAAAAAGAUGUC